AUGACUCAGACCGAAAAGCCCAUCAUCUUUGCUCCUCCCACGUACCAAUACACUAAGGGCCACUUGAACGAGCUGGAAAUCGACACAGACCCUAUAGAACAGUUCCACAAGUGGUUUGAUGAAGCCAAAGCUUCCGUGCCUGAAGGGCUGUCGAUAAUUCCAGAGAGUGUCACGUUCUCAACGGCUAGGCUUCCUCUGGGAAGAGUUUCGCUGAGAGUGGUGUUGCUUAAAGAGUUGGAUACUCAUGGGUUUAUAGUGUACUCCAACUGGCAGACAUCAAAGAAGUCUCAGGACUACGAGCUGAACAAGUGGGCGUCGCUUACGUUCUUCUGGCCCUAUGCACAGAGACAGGUUCGUGUUGAAGGAAAGAUGGAGAAGGUCGAGAGAGAUAUCUCCCAGAGAUACUAUGAUACGAGGCCUAGAGGGUCGAAGAUAGGCGCCUGGGCUUCCCCACAGUCACAGGCUAUCAAGAGCAGAGACGAGUUGGACACUUACUAUAAGAAGUACGAGGAACAGUUCAAGGACAAGGACGACAAUGGCAUUGAAUGUCCCGAGUUCUGGGGCGGUAUGCGUAUUGUUCCGUAUGAAAUUGAGUUUUGGCAAGGCGGAGUCUCCAGGCUACACGACAGGCUUGUGUUCCAGCGGGAGUCUCCGGACCAGGCGUGGGCCGUACAGCGUCUUGCUCCAUAG
This is a messenger RNA of Candidozyma haemuli, 690 nucleotides long. It is a transcript of the gene PDX3, whose product is annotated as pyridoxamine-phosphate oxidase. Gene Ontology annotation, biological process: pyridoxine biosynthetic process. The record is from RefSeq and is a predicted model, not a curated record. The coding region runs from base 1 to 690 and encodes 229 amino acids. Lineage: Eukaryota; Fungi; Ascomycota; Pichiomycetes; Serinales; Metschnikowiaceae. Gene Ontology annotation, molecular function: pyridoxamine phosphate oxidase activity; FMN binding. The transcript has a single exon.